UACCUCUACCAAAUUCUCUCUCUUCCAUACCAUUUUAGCUUCAAGAUAUAUACUUACUAUAUACUUGCGGACACACGAUAAAUUCGUCGGAAAAGAAAAAAAUCUCGCAGGAUUUUCUGCCUGUUACCCAUCCAAAAUUCCUCCUCCGAAUUUAUGAGCCACGCGCCCACUCGCCUCUAAUCCUUGCUUUUUUCCGCUUGUUUUUCGGUCCGGCUGUCCGGAUUUUUGUCUGGGGUUUUUGGUUUGUUUUUACUCUUUUCGGCUUUUGUUAAAUUCCAUUUUAGGGCUGGGAAAUGAGAGAUCUGUGCUUGAAUUAGUGUGUGUGUGGAGAAAAUGGCUGCUUCCGAGGUUUCGAUCAAGGGUUACAGUGACGCAAACGAUUGUAAUUCCGGUACGGAUAAAGCGAACUCCGGCGCCGGGAAAGUGGAUACUGAGACGGCGUUGUACACGGAGCUAUGGCGGGCUUGCGCCGGCCCGUUGGUGACUGUGCCUCGUGAAAACGAGCUUGUUUUCUAUUUUCCUCAGGGUCACAUGGAACAGGUGGAGGCAUCUACUAAUCAGAGUGCAGACCAGCAGAUGCCCGUGUAUAAUCUUCCUCCCAAGAUUCUUUGCCGAGUGGUUAAUGUCAAUUUGAAGGCUGAACCCGAUACCGAUGAGGUCUUUGCGCAAGUUACUUUGAUGCCCGAACCAAAUCAAGACGAGAAUGCAGCAAAAAAGGAACCUCUUCCUUCACCGCCACCUUGUUUUCAUGUCCAUUCCUUUUGCAAGACUCUAACUGCUUCCGAUACAAGCACUCAUGGCGGGUUUUCGGUGUUGCGGCGGCAUGCUGAUGAGUGUCUUCCCCCACUGGAUAUGUCGAGGCAACCUCCCACGCAGGAAUUAGUGGCUAAAGAUUUGCAUGGAAAUGAGUGGCGUUUCAGGCAUAUUUUUCGUGGUCAACCAAGGCGGCACCUCCUCCAGAGUGGUUGGAGUGUCUUUGUUAGUUCAAAGAGACUUGUUGCUGGCGAUGCCUUUAUAUUUUUGAGGGGGGAGAAUGGGGAGCUGCGAGUUGGGGUUAGGCGUGCCAUGAGACAACAGGGCAAUGCUCCGUCAUCAGUUAUAUCGAGCCACAGCAUGCAUCUUGGUGUUCUUGCCACAGCUUGGCAUGCCAUUCAGACCAAGACCAUGUUCACUGUUUAUUACAAACCUAGGACCAGCCCAGCAGAGUUUAUUGUCUCGUAUGAUCAGUACAUGGAGUCGGUUAAAAACAAUUAUUCGAUAGGCAUGAGAUUCAAAAUGAGGUUUGAAGGUGAAGAAGCUCCAGAACAGAGGUUUACUGGAACUAUUGUUGGUACCGAAGAUGCGGAUUCGAAAAGGUGGCCAGAGUCGAAAUGGAGAUGCUUAAAGGUACGCUGGGACGAGACUUCAACAAUUCCUCGUCCCGAGAGAGUUUCGCCAUGGAAAAUCGAACCUGCCCUUUCCCCUCCUGCCCUGAAUCCACUUCCAGUGCCCAGACCAAAAAGGCCUCGUUCAAGUGUAUUGCCCUCGUCGCCCGACUCUUCUGUUCUUACUAGAGAAGGUCCAUCUAAGAUGACAGUUGACCCUUCACCUGCCAAUGGGUUUCAAAGGGUCUUGCAAGGUCAAGAAUUAUCGACCUUGAGAGGCACUUUUGCAGAGAGCAACGAGUCAGAAGCCUCUGAAAAGCCAUUACUGUGGAACCCUUCACUGGACGAAGACAAGAUUGAUGCCCUUUCCGCUUCAAAGAGAUACAUGCCCGAUAAGUGGUUGCCUAUUGGAAGACCCGAAUCUUCGUUCACGGAUCUUUUAUCGGGUUUCGGGUCACAAAUCAGUGGAUCCCGUGAUUUCUGUAUGCCACCUGGAGAUGAAGCAGUUUCAAAGAGACAGAGACAAGAUCAGCAGCACGAGGCGAAGUUUAGCUUCAUUGGAAAUAAUAACAACUGGUCGAUAAUGCCCUCCGGUCUAUCUCUUAAUCUGAUGGAUUCUUCUCAAGGGCAAGGUACCACCGAUGUUAGGUAUGGUGGUGGUUUCAGAGAAUAUUCCUUGAUGCCAGAUUCUAGAGGAGGAGACAAUCAGCAAAGGAAUUGGUUAAUGCCUCCGCCUAUUUCACCAUACCUUCAAAUGGGACCCGCUCAGCCGAGAGAGCUGAUGCCGAAGUCUGCGUUUAUGCAACAACAACCGUCACAUGAUAGUAUGAAGCCAAAGGAAGGGAACUGCAAGCUCUUUGGUAUUCCCCUCAGGAGUAGUAGUAACUCUGCAUCGUUGGAUCAAACGCUGUCGCAACGAACGGCUAUGAUUGAGCGAGCCAGUCAUAUGCAGCUUGGGCUACAUUCUCACCAAUCCCCUGCUAUCGAGUCGGACCAAUCAAAGGGCUCGAAAAUGGUGGACAGUCCAGUUGCCACAAGUGAACAGGACAAGCCUGUAACGAAGGUUCAUUCUGGUUCAACAAGGAGUUGCACUAAGGUUCAUAAGCAGGGAACUGCACUCGGUAGGUCUGUGGAUCUUGCAAAGUUCGACAACUACGAUGAACUGAUAGCCGAACUGGAUAAUCUCUUUGAAUUUAACGGUGAAUUGAAGGCAAAAACCAAGAAUUGGCUCGUCGUGUAUACUGAUGACGAGGAUGAUAUGAUGCUCGUUGGAGAUGACCCUUGGGACGAAUUUUGUGGCAUGGUUCGUAAGAUCUUAAUACUUACGAAAGAGGAGGUUCAGCGUAUGAGCCCGGGUACCUUCAAUUCGAAAGGUGAAGAAAUGUCGUCAGUUGCAGAAGGAUUGGAUGCUAAGGAAGUGAAGAAUUUGCCGGCGACUACUUCCUCGUCUAGCCCAGAUAAUUGCUAAUUUUCCCGCCUCAAAUCCCGGCAAAGGAGGAAUCUUUGGAAAGAUCGAACGGGUGGAAUCUUGCAAAGUCCCUUCCGCUUCGGGAUCGUGGGACUCUCUUAUAUAUAUAUAUAUAGACGCAGUUUAGUAUUGUUCGCAAUUUUGAACCCCUUUUUUUUUUUGCGUUUUUGGGGGGUCGACGUAUGGUCGGUCCCGCGUUAUUUCGUUUUAUACAUAAUAUGCUACAGUUUAUGAGCAUUGCUACCUCAAACCCUCUGUAAAUAGCAACCUCCCAUGUAAUUAAGCAAGCAUUUAUUACCUAGCUUAGUAGUAUGUUUUAAAAAAGUCUUUGUUACUUAAGCAAGCAUUUAUUACCUCGAAUGUAAUGCAGUGUAUUUUUGUUCUAAGCUUUUAAUUUGUCUGGCUGAAAGUU
Messenger RNA from Erythranthe guttata (spotted monkey flower), 3244 nucleotides. It is a transcript of the gene ARF2, whose product is annotated as auxin response factor 2. Lineage: Eukaryota; Viridiplantae; Streptophyta; Magnoliopsida; Lamiales; Phrymaceae. Gene Ontology annotation, cellular component: nucleus. Gene Ontology annotation, biological process: response to hormone; regulation of DNA-templated transcription. The record is from RefSeq and is a predicted model, not a curated record. Gene Ontology annotation, molecular function: DNA binding.